Molecule: messenger RNA, 8802 nt
Organism: Lagopus muta (rock ptarmigan)
Lineage: Eukaryota; Metazoa; Chordata; Aves; Galliformes; Phasianidae
Gene: FAM219A
Product: family with sequence similarity 219 member A
Exons: 6
Coding region: 189-746 (185 amino acids)
Source: RefSeq, a predicted model, not a curated record
GGGGCGUCGGAGCCGGACCCGGAAGCGGUGCGGCUGAGUCACCGCGGCAGCGAGCGGCGGCGGCGAUGAGGCAGCAGCCGCGCAGGGCGGCGGCGGCGGCAGUAUCGGCAGCGGCAGCAUCCUGAGGAGCCGAGCAGCCCGGCAGCGCGAGGAGCCCCGCGACCUUCCCGCCCGCCCCCGCCGCCACCAUGAUGGAGGAGAUAGACCGGUUCCAGGUGCCCGCCGUGCGCGCCGAGAUGCAGCCGCUGGAUCCAACCGCUGCAUCUAUUUCGGACAGAGACUGUGAUACAAGAGAGGGAGAGACUGUAGCCAUGAACUAUAAGCCGUCCCCACUCCAAGUGAAAUUAGAGAAGCAGAGGGAGCUGGCUCGGAAGGGCUCUCUGAAGAAUGGCAACAUGGGAAGCCCAGUUAAUCAGCAGCCCAAGAAGAACAAUGUGAUGGCACGGACAAGGCUCGUCGUUCCCAACAAGGGCUAUUCGUCAUUAGAUCAGAGUCCAGAUGAAAAGCCACUGGUAGCCCUGGAUACAGACAGUGAUGAUGACUUUGACAUGUCCAGAUAUUCCUCCUCGGGAUACUCAUCAGCUGAGCAGAUCAACCAAGACUUGAACAUCCAGCUGCUGAAGGAUGGGUACCGGUUAGAUGAGAUCCCAGAUGAUGAGGACCUUGACCUAAUCCCCCCUAAAUCGGUCAAUCCUACCUGCAUGUGUUGCCAAGCCACCUCCUCCACCGCCUGUCACAUCCAGUAGUGAGGCCGGCAGGCUGUGAUCAGUGCUUUCCACUAUAACUGUAAAACUUAACAGCCAUUGCUUCCUCCUAUGGUAGGACGUGCACCUCUUUGUGUUCAUGGAGCCAGGAGAAACCCAAAAAUUCAUUUUAUGAUAGAUUGAUAAGUUAUUUUAAACUACUGUUAAACAAAAAACAAGUUGCUCAAAGUGCCAGGCAAUGCCUGACAGAACUGACUGGUCUGAAAAGUGAAUGCAGAAGGGUCGAGAGACCAUUCUGGGGGUUUUGUAGGCACCAGAGAUAUUUCGUAAGGUGUUAGUUCCAGAACAGAAAGUUGGGCUACAGUUAAUCCUACCUGCAAGACCAAGAGGUGUCAAGGGGUUUUACCUGAGGUCAGUUCAUAGUUCAUUCACUAAGCAUGAUUUGAUCUGUGUAACCAAAAUUGUACCACAACAGAGGCACAAAUGGCAACAGAAUAGGGCAUCCUUUCUUAGGGCAGCUCUAGCUAGGACUAACACAACACAAUUCAUUCACUUGCAAAGAGGGCGAAUAGGUGGCAUUUCACUGUGAGUUAGUACUAGCUAGAGCUGUUGUGUUACAUAUCCAAUGCAGUCUUCCUUUGGCACCACAUUAUCUCCAAACACAUCACAUUUGAUCUACGAUCCAUCCAUGCUCUGAGGGGAUUCAGUCUUUGACUGAGAAUGCCAUACUCAUGAAUUCAGUUAUACUGACUUCAGCUUAUACUUAAUUCCUGUGAGACCCAUUUGUUUCCAAAAGUCUCCAACUUUGUUCAACUAAGAAAAAAUGAAACUUGCUAAGACAGGAACUGAAGGUCAGUGCCGAAAAAGCUAGUAGAAGAAAGCAUAUUUUUACAGAGCUUGGCUGUUGAUAUUCUUUUGACACUGCAUCUCCUGAUGCUUGUGGGAGAGAUUUGUUAACCUUGUGGUGUCAGACUUUAAGGGAGUUUUAAGCAACAGAAGGAUAAUGAGCAGAUUCAGCUGGAAAAAAAAAAAAAGCCACGGGAGGAAACCUUUAUUUAUCACAUCUCUCCCCACCUGUGAACCAAGCUUUGUCUGUUAGAGCUGUCCCACAUCAGGACCAAUUGUGUCAGGAAACCUGGCAUUACAUUUCCUUUCUGGACUGAAUUGCCAGCUCACCAACAGAUUGUUUUCAACACAAAAUGAUGUCUGGAAUUAGGAGACAUCUCCUUUCCUGCUCAUCUUUACACUGAUGGCUUCAGAAGACAUGGGACACAGAUGGUGGAUGAGCUGGCUUCAUUCUCUGAUGCCACAAUAUCUUUGACACAAGCACAACUGUGUCCUUUUCUGCUCAGCCAGAAAGACUGCCUGCAUUACACCAGCACUUGCUUUAGAGACUGGUGGAGGGAAAAAGUUAGGGCAGUUUUGAAUUUCCUAUCAGAAUUCCCUGGGCCGCAAGAAAGAACCGUGCCUCCACCCUGAGGUACAGAUCUCCUGCCUCAGAUGUACACAUCAUGAUCUGAUUCUUUAAGAAGUCUCAUCUCAAUCAGUGAUGAGAAGGCCCCUUAACACCAUGGGUAUUUUUCUGUGCAGUACAAGUCAUGAUGUCAUGCACAGCAUAAGCGUAAGAACAAGCAUUCAGGACUCCUGGGCUUUAUUCAGGAGCUGGCUUCAGGCAACUAUGAAAGAUGUUUUCCCUCUUCCUAAAACAGGACUAUUGGCCCUAUCUGACAACGAACAGAAAGAGACUGAGCAAGCUUGUUUACUGAGCAUUUCUGCCUCCUAGUGCAGAAGCGCUGAUUAACUUGUCAACUCCCCUGGGAAGAGUGUUCCUCAGUUAGAACUCCUCUCAAUUUCUCAUCGUACAGCAGUGAUGAGGCGGAGUAUUUCAAAAGACUGGAAGCACAAAGCUUCCAGUCCCCAGUUCCUCAUUUCUUUUGUGUGAGAUGAGCAUGUUUCUGAAAGGAUGAGGGGAGCUCUAACGACACUGUGCUGGGAGAAAAUACCAAGGAGUCUAUUUUUCAAAUGCAGAAUGUGGUUAAAACUUUAAAGAAAUCCCGUGGUAUAAGUAAAUCCUGCAGAACAUGGCCCAAUCUCUUUAAAGGUUCACACUUCCAAAGCAGGAUUUUGCAGUUCAGCAUCAGUAUCAUAUAACAUCUUCAUUGUGCUUACCCUCCUGAGUCAGUGUCUGUGCCUUCCAGCCAGGCUGCACACACUCAGCCUUUCCUACAGUCCUUGCUCAGGAGCUCAGAGCAUUUCUCAAGCAAUGAGGUGUCUGUUUCCAUGGGCCAGCCCUUUCAAACUGUAGAUCCCACAGGUCACCAUCACAUCACCUUCAUGUUUCAGCAAGGAUCAAAGGAGACAUGCUGAGAUGAGUUUCUCAGGACUGCAACUCUCUGUAACCAUUGCACCAUGGCACCUCAACCAAGUCCUUUUUUUGCCCCUGUUGCUGCUUUUAUCUGCCUGUCACAUGGCCUGAGGCAUUUUCCAGUUCCUGCAGCCACCUUCCACCCUUUGCAUUGUGUGAUGGGCACCUGCUUCCAGCAUAACUCCCUAAAGUCCUUUGGAGGGAGAUAUUCACUUGCACAUGGGGGGGGGAGGGGGGGGGGGGGGGGGAUUAAUUCAAACGUUAACUAGCCCAGUGCUUCCUGCAAAUAUAGACAGAAGCACAGGCCCAGAGUUCCUCCCUGCUCGCAGAAGGAUUUGGUUGCACAAAUUGCUGUUUUGGCAUGAUAGUACAGGACCAUAAAAUGGCAAUUUUUUGGCUUCUCCUCUCUAUGCUUUGUGUUCAUAUAUUUUAUUAGGGGAUUAAAGUAGAAAUGGUGGGGAUAAGUAGUUACCUGUGUAGAGUUAUUAUCAGGAAGGCUGAAUGAAUUAAGGCAUUGCACGUGUGGCUAUCAUAGAAAACUGAUCACUAACCCUUCUGAAUUGCAGCCCUUUAAUCAGUUAUGACCCUGAGAUGUGGUUGUUGGCUUGUUACAGAACAUGAUGGCCAGCCCAGCGUUACGUGCUAACAGCGGGUUGCGUUGGCUCUCCCUGUCUCUCUUGUGUUCAGACCUUUGUUCCAGCCGUAAGGUUUUCCUUGUGCCCUCAUUAAAGUUAUGUUGUGGUGGGUUCCCAGGAAGGAGUACACGAAUGCGGCCGCUGCUCUUUUAUACCACAGCAGCAGGUUAUCUGCUGCCAUGGCCUGGAGAAGGUUAAAGCAAGGAGCACAGCCCCUGACUCUUAGCUGCAGCACUGUGAAGCUAUAAAAGCUGUAAAGAUGCUGGGUGCUCUCCCAGCUACAAUUUGCUUGCAAGAAAGAGAAUCAUUGCUUUGCAUCAGUGUUUGCACCAUACCAGAUGGCCUUUUCAGACCCUAUUUUCCGUCCAAAAUGUACUGAAUACCAGAGGGAGGUAUGCCACUGAGUAUGAAAGGUUGCAUUACUUUUCAUCUAAAUUAGCAAGCAAUUAAGCUUCUUCAUAGUGAUGCCGGCGCCUACAACAAAUGAAUUUGAUGCCUCCUAAAGCCAGACCAGCUUUUUGCUAGGAUUUUAAGUACUUUUAGUCUCCAAAUUACUAGAGUUUAGGCAAAUCCUUUCCUCAUAUUAAAUGUCAGCUGUGCUCUUUAGCAUGAGCUGUCUUUGGACUGCAAUGUCUCAGCGCUCAACUCUGUUUCUCCAGUCUGCAAACUUCCUAUUUCCAAAUGUCUAUUUAUCCUCCCAGUGUCAAAGAAAGUCUUUGGAUAGCAGGAUGUAGUCUGUUUUUCUGGUGGCUGUAUAAUCUUUAGCUGGAAGAAGGCUGAUGUCUAGAUGACCCUCCCAAAGGGUCUUUUGAUCUUACUAGACUUAUCUCAAAGCCAUCCUUUGGAAGAAACACUGGAUCAAAUCUGAUGUCACUGCAUGUCAGCCCCCAGGGUGUACAUUUGGCCCUCCAGUCUGCUACUCUCCUGUGGCCGUAUUGCCUGCAGAUGCCUUGCAACUGCAAAAGCAGAGGGCCAAGGCUGGAGCACAGACUUCAGAAGGGACUUCUAGAUGCUGUGCUCAGCCACGGACAGGACAGACUCAACUGCUGUGGUUUGGCUGUGCAUCUCCUUUCACAGAAGGAGACAGCUGCUCUGCUCAGCUGAGUGCUGGCUGACACACUGGUCUGAAAUCCUGAGCAGAAACCUUCUCUCUCCAUGCAAUGUGUCCUGAGGGUGGCCUGCAAACUGUACAACAGUGCACAGGAAGCUUGAAAAGUACAGCGCCCUGCGUGUGACUCAGCAGCAAAAUGAAGAUGCUUUUGAAGGAAGGAGAGUCCCAGCUGAGCACCAGAUGGAAUGAUAGAAGGAAAACAAGCAAUAACUGGAAAGGCUGCCAAGUGCUGCCUUGGCCUAGGACAGGUCCCAGUAGUCCAAGCUUAUCUGUCUCAGUACAGUGCUGAUACCAGCAAGAAGCAAAGCUUGCUUUCAGAUGCACACUCAAAAAACAUCGUGUCCCUGAGCUGGCAGUGCAACCAAAUACUACUGCAGAGACUCUACUGGAACAUCAGAGUAUAGAAAUGAGAUCUUGCUGCUUUUGGCACGUUUGAUGUUUGCUCUAGCCCCAGGCAAGUCACAUCCUCUCUAGAUAUCCAUUCUCUUCUGUAGCACUGGGAAGAAAUCUGCCUUCCCAUGACACUACCACCUUGCAUGGAUGUUACUGAGCGUACAGUGGGCACCACUGUUAGGUUAGCUCUGCAAGCAAGAUGCAAGGAGCAUGCUAUUAAAGUUUUACACAUAUUUUCAUAAUACUACAAAAAACAGCUCUUCUUCUACCAGCUUCUGGUUGUAUUCGUGUAUCAGUGCUGCAGAGUGGAGUUCAGUAGAGAGAUUAAACAGCUUUAGGGACGACGUUUGGCAAAGAUAUGUUUCCCAGUUAUUUUGCCUUUGCACAGCUGGCUACUGAAUGUGCAUGCUGACAGAGAAUGUGCAGUAACAUUCAGUGGCCCAACAGCACCAUCCCCUGCUAGCAGAGGUAAGCGAUUUCAAAGUGCAGAUGGCUUUACAGCUCAAAUAGUGAGCUCUAAUUGAAUGCAAGAGAUCACCACAGUGCUCAUUUGUGAUAUUCCCAGGGCAGUUUCAUGCUUUUAUUUUUAGCAUUUAUGUAACAGUAUGAGGUGCAUUUGUCUGGUCUCUCCGUUUUUUCCUUUCUUCCUUCAAGCGCACAUGGGGUAUGGCCUCUCCUAGCUAUACCAGAACAGGCUUUACCACCUGGCUGCUGCUGGGCUCAGCAAGCACAGGCUGCACAUGCCACCCUGAAUGUACCCUGGUUUUGGCCUCUGGCAUCCUUCAGAACUGACUCUUCACAGCUUCUGUCUCUCUCUGCUUUUCAUGUCUUGAAAGUAGAUUUUCACAGUUGGUCAGAAUGUCCUCUAGGUGUCCACUGGUGGCAGCCCCAGGAUCACAGUGGGUAGAUGCUGUCUGGCUGAGCGCUCCUCUGGCAGCUUGUUGGGAAGGCAAGGGCCAGGGCUAACUGAGGUUACGUGGAGCAGGACAUGCAGAGUGCCAUGGCACAGAGCAGAACACACACACACACACCAGGACAGACUGCAGCUUUCCCUGGCACCCACAGAGAGCAACUUUUCCCAUUGCUUCCCAGGCCAAAUUGCCAGCAGAAACUGGCGGUGGGUUUGAGCCUUUCUGUGAAAAGCUGCUUCAGCCAAAGAUGCAUUUGCUUCUGGAAAGAACACAUCUUGCUGAUGGCACCCAGUCUGUGAAACAGCCAUUUCCACAGCAACAAGUGAUGAGAGGGGUAGUGGAAUUUAUCUGGGAGUGGAAAGUACAAUUGAAGCCUUAUUAAAAUGUUACUUUCAGAUGUGUUAUUGGAAGCAGAGCAGUAAGCACUUGGAGAAGAAGAGCCACUGAAAGGCUGUGCUGAGAUAAGUCCUGUUACUUACUGAGGUGUUUGCCCUCCCCUAGCUGCCCAUUUACCUGCCCCAGGUGCGGUCUCCAGUAAGCUGUGAUGUGAUACAGACCCAUGGAGAGGUGGAAAACCACUGCCAGCUCUCCUCACAGCAGCCCAGCAGGAGAUGCAGCAAGUGUGAUGGUGGGAGUGAGACAGCCGGGAUUUCCCUUUGCCCUCCUGAGCAGCCCAGAAGAAGACUGUAGGGCUGAGGGUCACCCAGGUGAUUUGAAAACCUUGGUGUGAGCCACCAUCACCCUGCUAGGGUCUGGGACUCAAGAUCCCUGCAUGAGCCUGACACCCAGAGGAGGCACAGCUGGGACACCUCUCAGUGGUUCCCUUGUCUGCUAUGACGCAAAUGCUGGUAUGGAUGCAGGUCUGCAGGGAGAAUGGCUCUAGUGGAGGACAGAGUUUUUGCAGGGGAGAAAAUCCAGAAAGAUAUUCCCCUUCCUCCCCUUAUGCACAUUUAUAACCAUUUAAAAUCCUUCCGCGGGGGCUACUGAACCUUCAGUUUAAUAAUAAAGGGAAUGAACCACUACAAAAUAGUUUUCUGAAAGGUUCUGAAAGUAGACGCCACUUGCAUGCAGAGCUGCUCCGUGUCUAACGUGCGACUUCCAGACUUCAGUGCAUCCUGCAGCUGAGUCCCUUUGUGUGCUGUGUGGGCUCAUGGAGGGAGAGCCAGAGCUGACCAUCACACCAACAGCUACAGCUUCCCAAACUACGGAAGGGUUAGGCAAGGAAGCGAGGAAAGCAGCAGCAGUGAUAGAAGUAUAAGUAGUUGUCACAGGUAAACUUUGGUAUCUAUGUACAAUGGUUAGUUCUAGAAUUGCAAGCCUUGUUAUAUUGCAUACGUCCUCCUUUCACUCUUUUCUGAAAGCAGCCAUCAUCUUUCCCCCGUCCCCACCUUGAACUGGUGUUGGGCAACACAGGCAGUUGCACCAAAAUGAUUCUCAGCCCCGUCCUGCAUUCUCCCCCUCCUACCCAGACCCAAAGCAGUCCAGACAGCUGUUGGCUAUCACAAGUCUUAAUUUUUAGCAACUCCACUUGAGUUUCUUUCUUCGUGUACUAUAGCUUCCUCCACAAGCACCCCAGCAGGGCAGUACAAGAGGCUCUGACCAUGUCCCAGGAAGCUUCUUUGCCCCCUGGCAGCACCCUGCAGACAUGCACCUUACUGGGAACGUAUGGGUCAGUGCUGGUGAGAGCUGGCACUGCUGACCUCAUGCGUCACAGCUGAUGGGGAUCCACCAGGGGAAGCUGGCAGGGAGUGGCUACUGUCCCUUUUCUUUUAAAUUUGGAGGGAGAGGGGGAUAUUUUUGGCAUUUAGAUUAUUGUCCACCUUCUAGUGGCCAAGUUCUGGGCUGCAUUAAUAAUUGGGGUCAAUGGGCUGUCUGGGCAGGUAUGGAGCUUCACACCAACUUCAACAGCAAAUGUCAUGGCUGUAUCCAUGGCUGAGUUUCUCCCGUGCUGGCAAAGAGCAGGCUGUGCAUCCAGCAGGCUCCAAAUGACCCGGCAGGCAGGGAGGCAGCCCUCUUCUGUGUUCAGAUCAAGUCCAUUUCAUGCCCUCAGCUUGAAAGACACUAAACCCCAAGGAAAUGCUUCCAAGGUCUCCUUCCACCGCGCAGUGCCUGGUGCCCAGUGGAGGCAUUUGUGGGUCACUGAAAAUGGGAUCCUUCUGGGAUAUAUUUAAUGGAAAUGCCUUUCAGGAGAGACCUCCCAACCUUUUCCUUAAUCUCAGAACAGGGGAUGAAUUUCCAGCUGUCCUUGCAUAUAGUGAAACAUAGCUGAAACAGCCAAAUGCAAAGUAGAGUUAAAUGUAGGGUUUGACCUGAAUAACCUUUUAAUUAGGAAGAUAAAUUUGUUGUAGCUUGACCUUAGUCCAUGUUAGGAACCUGCUAAUCAUGUGACAUGCGGAGUGUAUUAAUGCUGCACUUAACUUGGCCAUUGGUUUUAUCAUCUGGUUUGGGGAGUUUUUCACUCCCGAAGCAUCAGUCUGCAUCUCGUACGUUCUUUUUUUUUCUAUUUUUUUCCUGUUCAGAACAUGUAGCACACAUUGUACUUCUGUUCUUGUCCGCGUAGGGUAUUGCCUUAAACAGAUCAGUUGUGUUGUGGUUUGUUUGGGGUUUUCUUUUUUUUUUUUCCUACCAUCAGUUUUAUGCAUUAAUUUAUUUAAAAAUGUGGGGUUUUUUGGAAAAAAAAAAA